AUGACUUAGCGCCGUAUCCCCGGAGCCCUGGCACUGGCAGCGGCAUGAGGUAAACAAACCAGCAUGGCGAGCUUCAAGAGGACGCACACCCGGGGGUACUCCCGGGCGGCGGCCAAGACCACCUCAGACACACUCUACUGGAGGAAACUUGAGUUUCCAGUGACAGUCAAGGAGUUCACGGCAAUAAACAGUGUAGAUGUCAGCCCUGCCGAGCCACACUACAUUGCAGUCACCUCAGGCCCAAAGAUUGAUGUGUACCACCGGGAGACAACACAGGUGUGGCGCACCAUCUCCAGGUUUCAGCGGCUGGCGUAUGGAGGCAGGUUCAGACAGGAUGGGCAGCUGCUUCUGGCCGGCUCAGAGGAAGGUGCCAUCAAGCUCUUCAACCACAGACAAAAGCAGCUCCUUAGGAUAUUCAAAGGACAUGAAGGCCCCACCCACCGUGUUGACUUCAUCCAGGGUGUCCCUCAGAUUGUCUCCUUCUCUGACGACAAGACAGGAGUGGUGUGGGACAUGACCAAUGAGGACAAGUUGUGCACUCUUUCCGGACACACGGACUUCAUUCGCACUGGUCUGGCAAGCCCUGCGUCGCAGCACAUCAUCCUGACCGGCUCAUACGACCACACGGUGCGGCUUUGGGACACACGCACCUCCUCCAGUGUGUUGACGGUGGACCACGGCGCCCCUGUGGAGAGUCUGGUGUGCUUCCCCUCUGGUGGCGUCUUUGUGUCCUCGGGUGGAUGUGAGGUGAAGGUGUGGGAUGCCAUUUCGGGCCGCCUGCUCUCCAAGGUGUCGCAGCAUCACAAGACCAUCACUUGCCUUGCCCUCGCCAGCAACCAGAAGCGACUCCUAUCUGGCUCCCUUGACCGCCACAUCAAGAUCUAUGAUGUGGACACUUACUCCGUAGUGCACACCCUCACCUAUCCUGCUCCUAUCCUGUGCAUGGCAGUGGCGCCUGAAGACGCUACACUGGCGGUGGGCAUGAUAGCCGCUGGGUCUGGCCUCAUGUCCUUCCAGCACCGCCGCAGCCCUGAAGUUUCCACUCACCAGGUUGCCAAGGAAGCCGGUGCCAAGGCCAACAUCAGGAACACCAUCUCAGACGACUACAGAACUCUCUCGGAUGAUCACAUUGUCCCUAGUAUGACCACAGAGAAGAUGGCAAAAUAUGACAAGAUGAUCUGCAAGUUUGAGUACAGCCGAGCUCUUGAUGCUGUCAUGUUGUCCUUCAUUGCCAACAAGUGUACCAGCAUCUCAGUGGGAGUCCUACAGGAGCUUAUCAGACGUGGAGGCAUCCGGACGGCAGUGGCCGGCAGGGAUGUGAAGAAACUUACUCCCCUCCUCAGCUUCCUCAUCAAGAACAUCCGACACCCAGCGUACAAGCCGGUCCUCAUGGAUGUUGCUAAUGUUGUCAUUGACGUGUAUGGGGACACCUUGGAUGAAAACCCACAGCUGGUGAGGCAUUUCCAGCGCCUGAAGGAGGAGGUUGCUGCAGAACUCCAGCUGAUAGUGGAGCACAGUGCCCUGAUGGGAGCCAUUCAGAUGUUCCUCACUACCUCUAACCCUCACCUCAACACCUCCCUGGUUAGUGUUCAGCAGCUGGCUACCACUGAGUGUUCCAGCACACCAGCCAGGAUGCUGCACCCUUCGUCCUCUGCUAAGUCUGCCUCCAAUCUGGUGGUGGAUGUUAACUGACCCCCCCCCACACCUGUUAGUAAAGGAAAUAAAGAUGUCUUUUUA
Molecule: messenger RNA, 1737 nt
Organism: Portunus trituberculatus (swimming crab)
Lineage: Eukaryota; Metazoa; Arthropoda; Malacostraca; Decapoda; Portunidae
Product: U3 small nucleolar RNA-associated protein 15 homolog
Exons: 11
Coding region: 64-1692 (542 amino acids)
Biological process (GO): rRNA processing; positive regulation of transcription by RNA polymerase I
Cellular component (GO): nucleolus
Molecular function (GO): protein binding
Source: RefSeq, a predicted model, not a curated record